This is a messenger RNA of Trichosurus vulpecula (common brushtail), 1085 nucleotides long. RefSeq lists its product as uncharacterized. The transcript is spliced from 6 exons. NCBI's taxonomy places the organism in Eukaryota, Metazoa, Chordata, Mammalia, Diprotodontia, Phalangeridae. The record is from RefSeq and is a predicted model, not a curated record. Bases 225 to 1085 code for a protein of 286 amino acids.
AAAACAGACCAUGGAGUUUCUAUCCUUAUGCAGUUUCGGGCAUCUCUGAAGGAACUUGGGUUCUGAGAAAGCAAGUUUUCUAAAAGCAAGGUGACCCUGAGACUUUUUGGACUUACGGUUCCCAAAGGAAGGACUGGAGGGCUGGCUUCUGGAAACUGUGAUUGGAGCAAGGGGAAACUCAGUGAUCUUGUCCAGGCAGCUGCUCUUUGACCCUUGACCUCUGAAUGGGGCAGGGCCCCUGGUGUUCAAGGCAGAAAAAGAAGGGAGUGGUCAGGGAUGACCAUCUUAAUGGCUGCAUUAGUACCCCUGGGGAAUAUAACCUGCACCUCCAGUCCACAAAGAAGGGGAAGGAGAUCAAUAAUCAAUCCCAGGAAGACUCUGGAAAGCUGGAAAAAGCAGCCGACUGUGACCAGCUGGUGACAAGAAAUACUGUGGGGAGACAUCCACUUCAGAGAGGAAGGGGCCCCGCCAUCCCCCCGGCCAGCAUGGUUCCUGGGUCUGCUGGGAAAAGCAAGAAGGGCAGCUCAUUGUCCUCAUCCUCAUCUUCCAUCGACCCAAGGACAGGACGCCCCUUGAUGCCAAAAGGUCACUCAGGCCGCAGAGGAGCACCCCAGCUCCAGCUCCCCGCCAAGGGCCCCAGCACCACCAAAGACUCCGAGAUCCAGCUGCUGCAGAUGGAGCACGAGGAGCUCAGGGGCCAGCUGAGACGUCUCCGGGUCAAUCCCCUUCACUUCGUGGGCCCGCCAGAGAGUCUGGAGGCUGGAGGGCGUGCACCCAGGGGACUGGCCCAAAGAGAAUGGGCUGAGCCCUGUGAGGAAGGGCUGGUCGGGCAGAAGCCUGCUGACGUGGAGCAGCUGCUCAAACAGUCUCAGAGGGAGCUGCUUUGGCUACAGAGGCAGCUGGCCUUCGUCUCUACAGGAAGUCCCACCUACCUCCUGCCUCCUCCAGACCAAAUUGGGGUUACCCUGGAGGAGAUGCAGAGGCACAUUUCGGUGUCUACUUUGCUGGCACCAGUGCUGGCUGCUGAGGUGACUUUGAUGGGCAGUCAGGAAACCACAGCCCAUGACAACAUAGGCCUGGGUUAG